AUGAUGAUGUUCCGAAGGAAAAAAGCACGACCACAUAUUCCAAUCCCACGGCGGAAUAACCAUAACCAUAUUCCAGAAGACAUCGUAUUCGACGUGCUGUCAAGGCUACCCGUGAAAUCACUCCUAAGAUUCAGCUGCGUCUGCAAGUCCUGGUCUUCCCUCAUCCAUAGCCGCAGUUUCAUCUCCACACACCUUAAUAUGUCGUCGUGCCGCGUUGACAAUGAUCACGAUCAUGGCUAUGUCAUGCACAUGCCCAGGAGUAGUGUUGAAAACACUCAGCUCUGUACAGUCACUUGCGACCGUACCUUUGAUUGUAUAUCCGAGUUUAGAGCUCCCUUCAUUCGUUAUACCUAUGUAGUCGGUUCAUGCAAUGGCCUUUUGUGUCUCUAUUAUUAUUGGAAUUUCAACUACAAUGUACACUUCUGGAACCCCAGUAUUAGAAAAUUUAAGAGUUUGCCCACUGCUUCAAUAAUCCUGUCAAAUACUCUUAGUCUCGGAUUUGCAUAUGAUUCACAGAAUAAUGACUACAAGCUUGUGAAGGUUGAAUGGCCUAUUGAACCUAGUCCCACAUUACUACCUCUGCCUCCCCCUGAGUUUGAGGUGUAUUCGUUAAGUUCGGAUUCAUGGAGAAAAGUUGAAUUUGGAAUCUCUUGGAGACCCAAUAUUUGGUACUACAGCAUUAAUUACGAUUCACCAUUCCCAUUUGUUAGUGGACAUUUGCAUUUCAUGGUAGGAACCAUAAGGGAAACAGGACAACAAGAGAUGCACCCUUGUGAAAUGAUUUUGUCAUUUGAUGUCAACAGUGAAAAAAUCGGAGAGCUACCAGUGCCUGAUGAUGAUUCAUUCCAAGGAGACAGUAGUUAUGGAAAACGUCUUACAUUAUUCAAGGGGAAAUUGGCUUUAAUUAAAGAGCAUAGUUUUCGACUGUGUGGCUAUGGACACUCUGUAUGGGUAAUGAUGGACUAUGGAGCGUGCAAAUCCUGGAAUAAACUUUUUUCUGUAACAAUUGAAGGGCCUAAUGUAUCAGGGUAUACUCGUUUCAAUGGUUUCACCAAGUACGGUUCACUUCUAAUUCAACAGAGACUUGAACUGAUUUACAAUGGAAAAUUUAUAGUAGAAAAUAAAUUUAUUUUAUUUGACCCAAAAACUCUACAUCAUAAGGACAUUAGUAUUCAAUUUAAAUAUCCUUCCAAUUUAGUUAGUUUAUAUGUAGUUACUUACUUGGAGAGCCUUGCUUUACAUGAUGCAGAAAAUGUUGUAUCUUAUUAA
This is a messenger RNA of Quercus lobata, 1269 nucleotides long. RefSeq names its product F-box protein CPR1-like. The record is from RefSeq and is a predicted model, not a curated record. The transcript has a single exon. Gene Ontology annotation, molecular function: protein binding. NCBI's taxonomy places the organism in Eukaryota, Viridiplantae, Streptophyta, Magnoliopsida, Fagales, Fagaceae. The coding region runs from base 1 to 1269 and encodes 422 amino acids.